Messenger RNA from Octopus sinensis (East Asian common octopus), 3138 nucleotides. RefSeq names its product zinc finger protein 268-like. Gene Ontology annotation, molecular function: RNA polymerase II transcription regulatory region sequence-specific DNA binding; DNA-binding transcription factor activity, RNA polymerase II-specific. Gene Ontology annotation, cellular component: nucleus. The transcript has a single exon. Gene Ontology annotation, biological process: regulation of transcription by RNA polymerase II. The record is from RefSeq and is a predicted model, not a curated record. Bases 308 to 2215 code for a protein of 635 amino acids. NCBI's taxonomy places the organism in Eukaryota, Metazoa, Mollusca, Cephalopoda, Octopoda, Octopodidae.
GGCAGGGUGAUAUUUUCAAUGACACCGCCUAUAUGUUAUGUUUGUAAGUUCAAGUUAUUUAAUUGUAUUAGUAUUAGUAACUAACUUUAUCACAUAGUAUUAUAAUUAAUCUAAUUAUAUUAUGUAAACACAAUACGUAAGCCAAAAAACAACAAAACAAUACUAGUCUAUAGUUACAGGGAUUUCAUAACUUAUAAGAAUUCAUCGAAACUUUAUAAGGGAGACGUUAAUAACUUCAACGCAAUAUAUUAGCAAUAUAGGUUCAUUCACACAGAUAUACAAUGGUGAUAAGCCUUUAAGUAGUGAAAUGUUUACUAAUGAAAAAUCAUUACAUGAAAAUAUUCCUGAAUAUUGUUGUGAGAUUUGUAGAAAAAGUUUCUCUUCAGACCACGAAGUUGUCGCACAUAAAAAAACACACAAUAGAAAAUCUCCUUCCUACUGCGAAGUCUGUGGAAAAUAUUUUGUUUAUAAAUGUAAUUUAGCAAGGCAUCAGAGAGUACACACUGGGGAAAAACCGUAUAGUUGUGAAUUAUGUGGAAAAUGUUUUGUCUCUAAAAGUAAUUUAAAAACCCACAAAAAAAUACACGCUGGAGAAAAAUCGUUUCGUUGUGAAAUAUGCGGAAAAACUUCUGAUUCUAAGAGUAAUUUAACAACUCACAAAAGAGUGCAUACUGGCGAGAAGCCUUUUCGCUGCGAAAUAUGCGGGAAAUCCUUCUCUGUUAAUUCUAAUCUCGUAGUUCAUAAACGUUGUCAUACUGGAGAAAAGCCCUAUACCUGUGAAAUAUGUGGAAAGUCUUACAUCACCAACAGUUAUUUAACGACACACAAACGAAUACACAGUGGAGAAAAACCGUUUAAAUGUAAAAUAUGUGGGAUUUCCUUUACAGAGAAUUCUAAGCUUACAAUUCACCUACGUAAACAUACUGGAGAAAAACCGUAUUGCUGUGAGAUAUGCGGGAAGUCUUUUGUCAAUAACAGUUAUUUAACAAGUCAUAGUAGGAUACAUACGGGCGAAAAACCCUAUCGCUGUGAAAUAUGCGGAAAAUCUUUCACUCAGAAUUCGAGUCUUGUUAUUCACCAACGUAGUCACACUGGAGAAAAACCCUGUCACUGUGGGAUAUGUGGAAAGUCCUUCUCUAAUAAUUCCAGUCUUGUUAUUCACCAACGACAUCACACUGGAGAAAAACCCUGUCACUGUGGAAUUUGUGGCAUAUCUUUCUGUGAUAGUUCAAGUCUUGUUGUUCACGUACGUAGUCACACUGGGGAAAAGCCGUACCGUUGUGAAAUAUGCGGAAAAUCUUUUAUGUUAAACAGUGUCUUAAAAACACACAGAAGGAUACAUACAGGGGAAAAACCCUAUGACUGCAAAAUAUGCGGAAAAUCAUUCAUUAAUAAUUCAAACCUUGUUAUCCACAUACGUAGUCACACCGGAGAAAAACCGUAUCGAUGUGAGAUAUGUGAGAAAUCAUUUGCCUCCAACGUUGGUUUAAAAACGCACCAAAAAAUACACUCCGGGGAAAACCGAUUUCACUGUGAAAUUUGUGACAAAUCUUUCAUUAAUAAUUCAAAGCUUGUUAUCCAUAAGCGUAGUCACACAGGAGAAAAACCAUAUCGUUGUCAGAUAUGCGGGAAAUCAUUCAGGUUGAGCAGUGUCCUAAAAACGCACAGAAGAAUACAUACAGGGGAAAAACCCUGUGAUUGCAAAAUAUGCGGUAAAUCAUUCAUUAAUAAUUCUUGUCUUGAAGUUCACAAAAGAACACAUACUGGGGAAAAACCUUAUUAUUGUGUGUUAUGUGAGAGAUCAUUUAUCAGUAAUUCUCAUUUAGUUAUUCACAGGCGAAUGCACACCGGUGAACAACCUUAUCGUUGUGAUAUUUGUGGAAAAUCUUUUGUCUUUAACUGUUAUUUAACAAAACACAAACUAACACAUACUGGAGAAAGCCUGUUCCACUGUGAAAUGUGUGGGAAAUCUUUCAAUGAAAAUUCCAAAUUUACAAUCCACAAACGUAGACACAAUGGCGAAGACCCAUUCCGCUGCGAAAUAUGUGGUAAAUCGUUCACAGUGAAUUAUAGUCUUGCCAUACAUAAACGUAGCCAUACUGGAGAAAAACCUUAUCAUUGUGGGACGUGUAGGAAAUCAUUUGCCAGUAACAGUCACUUAAGAAAACAUGAACAAUUACACACUAGAGGUAAACCUUUUAAAUGUGAAAUGUGAAAAACCUUCUUACAAAUCUAAACUUAUAGUCCACCAAGUAAACAUUGGAGAAAAUUUGUCAUGGUGAAUCAUCACCAUUUGACAUUCACUUCCAAUACUGGCAUGAAUUGGACAGUUUGGUAUGGUUGAAGUCUGCAUACUCAGAAGUUCUUGCUUAGCCAGAGGACUGCAUCUCCUGUUUCAUUUUUGGUUUGGUUACUAUGACUGGAUGCCGUUCCAAAUACCAACCACUUUACUGAGUCUACUGGAUACUUUUUCAUGGCACCAGCACUAGAGAGGUGUCAUUUAUUUAGUAAGAUCUGCACAACUUUACACUUGACAGAGUGCCCUGGGUGUAUUUUUUUUUUAUGGUAUCAGCACUAGAGAGAUAAUCAUGACCUUAGUAUGACUAAAAGUACUUCAUGACCCUAUAUCUCUGCUUGCUUGUUGAUAUCUUUACAGAUUGAGAGACAUGAAUGAUAGUGAUAGGACUGUGAGAGGAGGAGCGUAAUAGAGAUAAUCAAUACUCUGAGGUAGAUAUGUAUAUUCAAGGCAACAUCACCCAUGAGAUAGAACACUGAUAGAAACCCAGAAUUUGUGGGAGAAAAGGAGCAAAAGUAUGGUAUUUUACUCUAGGCACAAGGCCUGACAUUUUUUAGGGAGGGGGCCAGUCGAUUAGAUCGGCCCCAGUACGCAACUGAUACUAGAUUUAUCGACCCCGAAAGAAUGAAAGGCAAAGUUGACCUCGGCAGAAUUUGAACUCAGAACCUAAAGACAGACGCUAUAUCGCUAAGCAUUUUGCCCAGCGUACUAACAAUACAUCCAGUUCUCCGCCUUGGAGCAAAAGUAUAAUGGCAAACAGGUUGAUGACAGAAAGUACAGGCAGAGAGGGUGAUGGUGGAGUGUGAGUCAGAAAUCAUUCUUGUUGAGUUCCAAUUCCUUAA